This is a messenger RNA of Amaranthus tricolor (Joseph's coat), 1569 nucleotides long. Its product is annotated as UDP-glycosyltransferase 74B1-like. The transcript is spliced from 2 exons. Lineage: Eukaryota; Viridiplantae; Streptophyta; Magnoliopsida; Caryophyllales; Amaranthaceae. The record is from RefSeq and is a predicted model, not a curated record. Bases 134 to 1567 code for a protein of 477 amino acids. Gene Ontology annotation, molecular function: UDP-glycosyltransferase activity.
UAUCAACACAUCGUCACCUUCAUUUCCCUUAUAAAUAAUGUGACAAUCUUUCAUCAUUUAUACAAAUCAGUUACUUAUCAGUUAUCACAAUCUACUCAAGCAAAUUAAACACAAAUUUAGGUUGUUCUCAAAAAUGAUUGAGAAAACUAUCAAUGGAGUCCAUAAUCAAAAUGUUGCAAACCCACAUGUUGUGGUAAUACCAUACCCAAGUCAAGGCCAUAUCAAUCCACUUCUUCAAUUUGCUAAACGUUUAGCUUCAAAAGGCAUCAAAGCUACAUUAGUCACACCAAAACAUACUCUCUCCUCUUUCUCCUCCCUCGAAAACGUCGUUUUCGAGCCAAUUUCUGAUGGGUUCGAAAAUCGAGGUUCCCCUGAAGUUGGCUCAGAGGACCUCUUUCUUAGUGCAUUCAAGUCAAAUGGGUCUAUUUCACUAUCUCGACUUAUUGAAACUCAUCAAAACUCUGCGUUUCCUGUCACUUGUGUAGUGUACGAUGCGUUUUUGCCAUGGGCUUUAGAUGUGGCUAAAGCGUAUGGCUUACUUGGAGCAGCUUUUUUUACUAACUCAGCUGCAGUUUGCUCUAUUUUUUGUUGUGUGAGCCAUGGCUUAAUUGAGUUGCCUCUUAACCCAGAUCAAGUUAGGACUGUGUUGCCUAAAAUGCCCUUAUUUAAGGGUAAUGAUUUCCCAACUUUUCUUAGAAAACCUGAAACUUAUCCUGCUUAUUUGACCAUGAAGCUGAGUCAAUUCUCUAAUUUGCAUUUGGCUGAUUGGAUGUUUUGCAACUCCUUUGAUGAUUUAGAAUUAAAGGUUAUUGAAGGUGUACAAGACAAAUGGGCAGCUAAAAUGAUCGGACCAAUGGUGCCAUCGUCCUACUUGGAUGGAAGAAUUGAGGGGGACAUUGGCUAUGGAUCAAGUCUAUGGAAACCAUCAAGUGAAAAGUGCAAGGAAUGGCUAAAAACAAAGCCAAAAAAUUCAGUAAUAUAUGUAUCUUUUGGUAGUAUGGUUUCACUAACACAACAACAAACAGAGGAAAUUGCAUUAGCUCUAAAACAAAGCAAUUACAAUUUCCUUUGGGUGGUUAGGGAAACGCAAGUGAAUAAACUUCCCAAAGGAUUUCAACAAGAAUUGUGUAUGACUAAAAAAGGAAUAAUAGUUACAUGGUGUAAUCAACUUGAGAUUUUAGGUCACGAAGCAAUUGCUUGCUUUGUGACUCAUUGUGGAUGGAACUCGACUUUAGAAGGGCUGAGCCUCGGAAUCCCAAUGGUUGGGGUUCCGCAAUGGAGUGAUCAAUUGCCCGAUGCGAAGUUUAUUGAGGAGGUUUGGGGGGUGGGAGUUUGGGCAAAGGAAGAUGAUAAGGGAGUUGUAAGGAAGGAAAUUCUUGGAGAAUGCUUAAAGGAAGUAAUGGAAGGGGAAAAGGGUAAAAAGAUAAGAGAAAAUGCAAUUAAAUGGAGGGAAUUGUCUAAGAAAGCUGUUGAUAAUGAUGGGAGUUCUGAUAAACAUAUUGAAGAUUUUGUUCAACAUUUGAGGUGUAAUUGUUUUGCUAAAACAAAAUCAAAUGGUUUUCGUUAAGU